AUGGUUUUUAUUGUGCUUUGUCUUCAAGAUCAUACUGGGAAAGCCAUGUUUCACCUCUUCUUACAAGUCUUUGAAGAAGUACUCCAGGAUCUUGACCCCACUUGUUUAAAAUUUCCAAUUAAAGCACUGCCCUUGUCUGCAGCUGAUCUGAGUGCAACACUCUUGGCACCCGCCAAGCAGAAAGUUUGCUCAAUGGAGAAAGGAACAAAUCCCAGCCUGUCCCUGGCAGUUCCUUCCUUUCUCAGGAUGUUACCUUCCCUAGGAGGGAUGGGUACAGGGUGGCUGUUUCCAACAGCUCUUCCCUUGUCUCAGGAUAUCACAUUCCCAGCACAUUCUACAGUUACUUAUGAGAACUACAGACUUGAUAAGGUCCACAAAAGGGAAAUGAAGAAGAACAAAUCAAUGGAAAUAGAGUUUAUUCUCAUAGGACUGACAGAUGACCCACAAUUGCAAACUGUGAUUUUCCUGUUUUUAUUUCUCAACUACACAUUAAGCCUGAUGGGGAACUGCAUCAUCAUCCUCCUCACCCUGCUGGAUCCCCGCCUUAAGACUCCAAUGUAUUUCUUUCUCCGUAAUUUCUCCUUUUUGGAAAUCAUAUUCACAACUGUGUGUAUUCCCAGAUUCUUGAUAACCAUUGUGACUAAAGACAAAACUAUUUCUUAUAAUAAUUGUGCAGCUCAAUUAUUUUUUAUCCUUUUACUGGGAGUUACAGAGUUUUACCUCCUGGCUGCCAUGUCCUAUGACCGCUACGUUGCCAUCUGCAAACCGCUGCAUUACCCAGUCAUCAUGAACAGCAAAGUGUGCUACCAACUUGUGCUCAGCUCCUGGGCAACAGGAUUCCUCAUCAUCUUCCCUCCAUUGGUCAUGGGACUCAAGCUGGAUUUCUGUGCUUCCAAAACUAUUGAUCACUUUAUGUGUGAAACUUCUCCUAUCUUACAGAUCUCUUGCACCGAUACACACAUCCUAGAAUUAAUGUCUUUUAUCUUAGCUGUGAUGACACUUGUGGUUACAUUGGUAUUAGUAAUUCUCUCUUAUUCUUGUAUUAUUAAGACCAUUCUGAAAUUUCCUUCUGCACAGCAAAGGACCAAAGCUUUUUCUACCUGUACUUCCCACAUGAUUGUUGUCUCUAUGACUUAUGGUAGCUGUAUCUUUAUGUAUAUUAAACCAUCUGCAAAAGAAAGAGUGACUGUAUCCAAAGGUGUAGCUUUGCUGUAUACCUCAAUUGCCCCUUUACUAAAUCCCUUCAUUUAUACUUUAAGGAACCAGCAGGUGAAAGAAGUCUUCCAAGAUGUAUUACAAAAGAUUUUGUAUUUUUCAAAGAAAACAUUUUAA
This is a messenger RNA of Cynocephalus volans (Philippine flying lemur), 1332 nucleotides long. Its product is annotated as olfactory receptor 6C6. Gene Ontology annotation, biological process: G protein-coupled receptor signaling pathway. The coding region runs from base 1 to 1332 and encodes 443 amino acids. Gene Ontology annotation, molecular function: G protein-coupled receptor activity; olfactory receptor activity. The record is from RefSeq and is a predicted model, not a curated record. The transcript has 3 exons. NCBI's taxonomy places the organism in Eukaryota, Metazoa, Chordata, Mammalia, Dermoptera, Cynocephalidae. Gene Ontology annotation, cellular component: membrane.